Ictalurus punctatus (channel catfish) is the source of this 3617-nucleotide messenger RNA. It is a transcript of the gene ppardb, whose product is annotated as peroxisome proliferator-activated receptor delta b. Gene Ontology annotation, biological process: negative regulation of transcription by RNA polymerase II; cell differentiation; hormone-mediated signaling pathway. The record is from RefSeq and is a predicted model, not a curated record. The transcript is spliced from 9 exons. Bases 648 to 2177 code for a protein of 509 amino acids. NCBI's taxonomy places the organism in Eukaryota, Metazoa, Chordata, Actinopteri, Siluriformes, Ictaluridae. Gene Ontology annotation, molecular function: nuclear receptor activity; zinc ion binding; RNA polymerase II cis-regulatory region sequence-specific DNA binding. Gene Ontology annotation, cellular component: nucleus.
CAAGUCUCCGUCACGCCACGCUUGACGCGCAAGGUUCGUGUGGCUUUGCUGUCAGUCCUGUGAGCAAUCAGAGCAAGAUUUAGACAAAGUUUACUUGGAUAGUUUGUCAACGAUUUUUAGCGCUCUCUCUCUGUCAGAAGUUCAACUCGAAGAGAAUAAACAACAACAGAAGUGUGUUAAUAUCUAUAUGUUAAUAUGAUUGUAUCUCUGAAAGGGCGACGCGUAUUAGCUUAGCUAGCUAGCAGCAGGCUACAAUGUAAAAGGCAAAUCGGAUAUUGUGAACCGAAGCAAUGUGAUGGUCAAGCAGAAAAAUACUACUUAAACUAUUCAUUCUCUGGUCAUGCGACCGCUACGUCUAGACGGCCGCUGCUUGGAAAUAGUUGAUAUCUACAGAAAACGAAAGUUGGUCACUCAUCAUUCGUCCUGGGAGCCUUAAACGACACCAAACACAGCAGGAACAGCAGUACUACAUGCUUUAAUAAUCAAAGCAUGCCCACAUGUUCAGGCAUGAGCUGAGUUCAGAGGCAAUUAACACCCCCACUGAAGUACAAGCUCUCUUCACCGAGAAAGUAGUAGAUGCUCAGGGUAGCCAUAAUAGCUGCAUGAUGGAGUGAUGCAAACCUUAGCUGGCAGGCUGACUGAGAGCCAUGGAGGCAGUCGAGCGAGAAGCUUCUACGGGAAAGAGUGGCAGUCUAACGGAGCUGACCGUCGUGCAGAGUGUUGUAGCUUUGGAUGGGCUUACUGAAGAUGAAGGGUCAUCACAGCCUGACCUCAACUUUCCUCACAUUACUGAGGACACAACCUGGUUAAUGGUUCAGGAAGGAGAAUCAACCUCCUCUGAGCUGCAGGAGUUUGGCUCUGCCUCGGGCGAGGAAGCUGAAAGUAAAGAGGCUGGGGACAAUCCAUGUGUUCAGAAUGGGGUGGAAGCUGAAAAGGAUAAACUACAGAACAACAGCAGUGCGGCUGUAACAACCAGCACAUGUCAAGAUCCGCUGCAGAGCUCCACUCUCUCGUUGUCUGAUCAUUUAAAGUUGGGCCGAGAUGAGUCCGAAGGUAUGGGACUAAACAUGGAGUGCAAGAUAUGUGGGGACAAAGCUUCAGGGUUCCACUACGGUGUACAUGCUUGCGAAGGCUGCAAGGGUUUUUUCAGACGCACCAUUCGUAUGAAGCUAGAGUAUGAUCGCUGUGAACGGACUUGUCGGAUCCAAAAGAAGAGUCGCAAUAAAUGCCAGUACUGCCGCUUCCAGAAAUGUCUGGCUCUUGGCAUGUCCCAUGAUGCCAUUCGUUAUGGCCGUAUGCCAGAGGCAGAGAAGAAGAAGCUGGUGGCAGGACUGAUAGCAGGAGAGAAGAGUCAAUUGAGCCCUGGAGCCUCUGAUCUCAAAACUUUGGCAAAGCACGUCAACUCCGCCUACCUUAAAAACCUCAAUAUGACGAAAAAGAAGGCACGAAGCAUCCUCACUGGAAAAACAAACUGCACCCCGCCCUUUGUGAUUCAUGAUAUGGACUCUUUGUGGCAAGCAGAGAAUGGUUUAGUCUGGAACCAGCUGAAUGGUGCUCCCCCAAACAAAGAAAUUGGAGUACAUGUCUUCUACCGCUGCCAGUGCACCACAGUGGAAACUGUUCGAGAGCUCACAGAGUUCGCCAAAAAUAUCCCAGGCUUUGUAGAGCUCUUCCUUAAUGAUCAGGUAACUUUGUUAAAGUAUGGUGUCCAUGAGGCCAUUUUUGCAAUGCUACCAUCACUCAUGAAUAAAGAUGGACUUCUGGUAGCCAAUGGGAAGGGUUUUGUGACGAGAGAGUUUCUGCGCAGCCUGCGCAAACCCUUCAGUGAAAUUAUGGAACCCAAGUUUGAAUUUGCUGUGAAGUUCAAUGCCCUGGAGCUGGACGAUAGUGACCUGGCUCUGUUUGUUGCGGCCAUCAUACUGUGUGGAGACCGCCCUGGACUCAUGAAUGUGAAGCAGGUCGAGCAGAUUCAGGACAGUAUCCUCCAAGCUCUGGACCAGCACCUCCAGGCUCACCAUCCAGAGUCAGUCCACCUCUUCCCCAAACUGCUGCAGAAGAUGGCUGACCUGAGGCAGUUGGUCACAGAGAACGCUCAGCUGGUCCAAAUGAUUAAAAAGACUGAAUCUGAGACCUCGCUCCAUCCGCUUCUACAGGAAAUCUAUAAAGACAUGUAUUAAGUCUUAUGACUUAGGACUUUCAAAUAGAAUUAAGAGACAUGUUGCACACAGGCAUCCAUGGUGCUGCAGAUACCAUUGAAUUUUUAUAUUAGCGGUUAUGGAGUUUUACAAAUACCGUGUUUGAAAACUGACUUUUUUUCUUUGGGGUGGGGCAGGGCUACCCCCACCCCCACCCUUUGAACUAUGUGAAGGUCAACCUCUGUUUCCAGCCUGUGAACAGUGCAUUAAUAUCACCCAGAAUAUAACAGUAUUUUGAUAAGAUAUGUGUUAUAUAGAUAUCCUGUUUCCAGUUGUUUCCAAUUAUUUAGACUUUAAAUGAAAAGAUAAUUGGAAUAGAGUAAUUAUAUCAUUUUACAUAUUUCAUGGCUGCUGCACAUACCUACAUCUUGAUUUCACAGGCUCUUUCUAAUUCUCUUUAUUAAUGAAUUGAUAUAUUGAUUAACAUUUAUUGAUAAAGGCCAGACCUAUCUAACUCAGUCUAAUACUGUAGUAUUAGGAAGUAAUCAGAAAGAUGGGGAAACUGUUUCACUUGGUGAAAUACUCAGGUGUUGAGUAACUGCCUGUCAUUAUUUUUUCCUACAGUUACUUGCUUUACAUUUGCUGUAUGAAUUAAAUAGCAAUGUCAAAUUCACCAUGACCUUGAAGUUCAAGUCGAUCUUGUAUGCAAAUGGAACAUAAACACUUUGCUGAGUUAACUCAUUUCUCCAGUACUAUGUACUGUUUCACAUUUUUGUCAGAAAUUGAUUUAGGUCUACUUUAUGAAACUUUCUUGAUUCAGAUGGUUUCUUAAAUGAAUCGUUUGUACUUUGAAACUAAAUAUUGAUUAUUUCCCCCUCCCCCAUUAGAAGUGCAAAGAAUUGCACAACAAUUCUGCAGUUUCAAACUGACUAUUUGGAAAGACCCAUUACACCCAGACAUUUGUAGAAUAGCAGCAUAUCACUAAUCUAAAAAUCAAUAUUUAGUUUCUGGGCCUGUGUAGGAGAAUUCUGAUGCAGAUGGUGGAAAAAUACAAAGCAGACAAUUCUGAAUUAUAAUUUGUUUUAAAUUGAGAGCUCACAAUGUAAUUCUGUGUUGGAGUAAAGUCAUAUUUAUGUUUAUUCAUGUAUGUAGUUACCCUAACAUACACAUAUAUGAUUUAGUCUUUUAACAAAUCCUAAUCAUGCCAUGUGUCUUAUGUAUUGGUCCAUACUUAGUAUCACGUAAAAUUAUUUAGAACCUUUAGACAUCAGACCUGGUUGUACAUUACAACUGUUUUCAUGUCUGUAGAGUAUUCCAUCUCUCUCUUCCAACCCCCCACCCCCCCAACCCCCAGAUUUUAACUAUGUCCUGUUUGUAGGCAUUUGAGAUUUUACUGUGUGAUAAAAUGAUUACACUUGCUGCUGUAAAAGCUGGAGAGCACAAUAUAAAUGACUUGUAUAAACAAUGAGAUGUUUAUCUGGU